Chinchilla lanigera (long-tailed chinchilla) is the source of this 1975-nucleotide messenger RNA. RefSeq names its product family with sequence similarity 204, member A (gene Fam204a). NCBI's taxonomy places the organism in Eukaryota, Metazoa, Chordata, Mammalia, Rodentia, Chinchillidae. The record is from RefSeq and is a predicted model, not a curated record. The transcript is spliced from 8 exons. The coding region runs from base 533 to 1234 and encodes 233 amino acids.
GCGGCUUCUUGCAGAGCUGGUUCUCCCCGGCUUCGUCGCCGGCCUGACGGUCCGGGGGCACCCCGUGAGAGGAGAAGAGGGGCCCGGGUUGAGCCUCCUCACAGUUCCUUGGCCGAAGUGCCGGGGAUGGUCUAGAAAGCUUCGCGCGCGGUCCACGGGAGCGCUGCCAUCCGCUCGGCUCGGAGGGGGCGUCGCGGCGCCUUCCCCAGCCAGUCAGUGGGAGAAGGUUUCCCUGUCCCGACCCCGCCAGAGUGAGACAGGGCGAGGAGCUUUUGAACAAGGAAACAGGCUCAUCUUUACAGUUGUUGUAUCCGGGAGAGCCGCUUCAGUUAGUGGGAAUGCCGGCAGGCUAGACUUCCUACGCCGAACCCGUGGCGCUUAGUUCUGGGGCCAGGAGGGCCUUCUCCCCAUUUGGGGAUUGGAGUGCGGCACUGCCGUCAGAGAGCCUGCUGAGUUCCGGGUUGUGCCGCCAAGCAGGAAAAGGUGUACCCUCCUAGAGCCACCCUCUUGCAGUCUUGAAGCUUAAGAAAAGAUGUGGAGCGGACUGCUGCCUCCUGGCCUCAAUGAAAGUGAUAUUGAGUUGGAUUCUGAAGAUGAGCCCACAGUACAGAACUUUGAUCAUAACUUACAGGAAGAUAAAGAGGAUGGGACCAUUGGAGAAACAGAAAUCGCAGGUUGCUCGGCAGAUGAACCAAAACCUGAAACAGAGACCAAAGCAAAUGCAUAUGAAGAGUGCCCUUCUGGAAUUCCCUUAAAUAUGUGGAAUAAAUUUCAAGAACUGCAUAAAAAACAUUCUGAACAGAAAACUUCAACCUCAAGAUUCAGAGGGAAAAGGAGAAAACGCUCCAGAAAAGAUAAACUGAAGAAUGAAAAAGAAUCUCAAAAUGAGCAGUCCUUAAAUGAAACCCAGUGGAAGGAGCUUACUCAGUACUUUGGAGCCAAUGAUAGAUUUGAACCCCCUGUUAAAAAGAAAAAGGUUGAAAAGUCAGGCCUUGAAAAGAGGAUAGACCAGGCUGUGGAUGAGUGGGAUGUUGAGAAGGCUGAGGAACUGAGCAACCAGCUAGCUACUCGAGAGCUUGGUGUACAAAUUGCCAAAGCAAUUGCCUGCCACAAGUUUGUAAAAGCCAAAAAGGAGGUUGAAAACUCGCAGGCUGCUCGGAAAAAGAAGAAACUCGCGUGGGGGUUUGAAGCAAAGAAGAGAUGGGAAACCAAAAGCAACAUGGGAUAUAUGUAACGGGACAGAAUUCUUCAAGACACAUGUAGACUUGUGUGCUUAAUUUACAGAAAAGAUUCUUCUGCUUAGGUUAAAUAUAUUAGGAAAUUGAUAGAAGUAGAAAAAAGUAAGCAUAAAUCUUGGGAGUUAUCAACUCUUCAGUUUUUUUCUAAGAAGUUCAUUCUGUUGAAAUAAAUGGAAUGAGGUAUUUUGUUAUUUAUGUCAGAAAUCUAAGCGCACAUACAGGAAGAGGAGAUAGGAUUUUAUUUAUUUGUAUAGACCUAUAGUAUAAAAUCAAUUUUGCUUUUUAUCUGUUCGGUAUAGCAUAACCAUGAUCCUUGUACUUUCUUAUCUGUUCUUGGCAUAACUGUAGUUUUUCUGGAAUUAUGUUUUUAAGAUUGGCUUUUGUUAAAAAUGGAUUAGUCAUAAGUGCAAAAAAGUCUCAGUUGAUGCCGUCUUUCCAAAUGACUGUAAUUAUCUUAAUGCUAUAAAAACAAUUAUUGAUUCUUUAUUGGUAGCAAUGGCAUUGUUAUUUCAUAGUCCAAUGUAAAAGCAAUUGAUUAAUUUUUGUGUACCUUCAGAUGAAAUGAUUACAAUGAAAAAAGGACAAAAUAGAGUAAUUGGGGGCUGAUUUAAAUUCAGCUCUGUCUAGAAUGUCUUCCUGUAUCUCUCAGCCAUAUCAGCCUUUAAAUUAUGGGAUGGUUCUUAGAAGAAAAAGUGCUGUGACUAUUAAACAGACAGUCAUAACCCAGGGUAACUGAA